AACAUCACAAGUUUUGAUUUCCUUAUAUCCUUACAAAACAUGCUUAACAUUUUCAGAGCCGAAAUGCGUUGUAUUGUACCGUACGCGAAAGGAAAACGUGGAAUUAUCUUUUUACGCUACGUGUGGACGUGCAGUGCAAAUCUGAUAUCUAAAUACUUACACUCGAAAAAAAUGGAUUGCCUAGUUGCCUAGUGAGCGAUUAACUAGCUAAGCUUUAGACAAAAGCGAAAAUAAUAUUUAUUGCAGGAGAUGAAAGGGAGAAACAGUAACGGCGUGAUCUUUGAUUGAUUUUUUUAUGUUGAUGUUUCUUUUCCUUUGAAUGUGGUAGUGAGCUUUACUACUGUAUGAAACAAACUGUUGAUCCCAGCACAAACACGAAGAAAAAAAUGUUUCAAUUCCUGAAAACAUUGCUAAUUACUGUUUUUUGUUGUUGUUGCCGUAAAAUAUAGCCACUGUUUAAAUAUUUAAAGUCCUGGUUUUGGUCAAGGCACUGAGCGCAUUUAAAAACCUUAUUGUGUACGUCUUGAUUUCACUUGUGAAGUCGAAAUAUACUGUACUGUAAGCAGGAAUUUCCGAGGAAUUGUGAAUAGCAUGUCACCUACAGUAAGUGGUUAAAUGAUGGGGAAAAAGGUGAAAAAGGAAGAAGAACCUCCAGCUAAAGAUGUAUUCGAUCCUCUACCCAUUGAAAGCAAAAGCGCAGCAACCGUGGUGCUUAUGCUGAGCUCUCCAGAGGAAGAGGUUUUAGCCAAAGCGUGUGAAGCUAUCCACCGAUACGCCGAGAAAGGAGAUGAAAACAAAGGGACUCUUGUUGGACUUGGAGCUGUGGAGCCUUUGGCCAGGCUGAUCUCACACGAAGACAAAGUUGUGCGCAGAAAUGCCAUCAUGGCUCUGGGCGUCAUGGCUGCUCACAGUGAUGUUAAACGGCAUUUGAAAAAGUUGGAUAUUAUACCUUCAGUUAUAGGAAGACUACUGCCUGAAGAAGAUGUAGUCAUCCAUGAAUUUGCCAGCCUGUGUCUAGCCUACUUGUCUGUUGACUAUACAAGCAAAGUUCAAAUAUUUGAUCAUGAUGGCUUAGAUCCCCUUAUCCAUCUGCUGUCAAGUCCGGAUCCUGAUGUCAAGAAGAAUGCGGUUGAAUGCAUAUACAACCUUGUCCAGGAUUUUCCAAGUCGCUCUGCAGUCCGUGAGUUGAAUGGGAUCCCCCCUUUGCUGGAGCUGCUGAAGUCCGAAUUCCCCAUCAUUCAGCAGCUGACUCUGACAACUCUAGCGCUGAUCACCAAUGAUGGAGAAAACAGAGUAGCUCUGCGAGAAAACCAGGGGUUGGAGAGACUUCUUGAAUUUCUUGGAGCAAAAGAAUUUAGUGACCUGCAUGUGGAAGCCCUUCAGGUGAUUUCAAAUUGCCUUGAAGACAAGGAGGCUAUGCAUCUCAUUCAGGAGACUGGGGGUUUAGAUAAACUCCUCCAAUUUGCUGAAACAGCUACCCUUCCAGAGGUUCAGAUGAAUGCAACGAAAGCUAUUUCAAGGGCAGCGCAGGACAGUGAAAACAGGAAGAUUUUGCACGAACACGAUGUUGAGAAAACCCUGGUUUCCCUGCUAGCGGUGGAUCACGACGGGGUGAGAAUCGCUGCCUGUCUGGCCAUUGCUGUCAUGUGUGACCUUUUGGCCAGCAAGGAUUCCUUCAGAAACCACGGAGUUCGGCCUGUGGUUCAGUUGCUCAGCAGUGAGAAUGGAGAAGUCAAAGAAGCUGCUGCCUUGGCGCUGUCAAAACUGACACAGUCCAAUCAGCUGAAUGCUUACGCCGUGUUUGAAGCCGAGGGCGAGGAGCCGCUGGUGCAGCAGCUGUCGGACGCGAGGGACGGGGCCGUGGCCUACGCGGCCGCCGUGCUGACCAACAUGGCGGCUCAGGAGACGCUGCGCCCCGGCAUUCUGGCUCACGGGGUCACGCCGGCUCUGGCGGAGGCGCUGCAGUCCGGCAACAGCCUCGUGCUGGGCAAUGCCGCCCUGGCGGUGGCGGCUCUCGCCUGCGAUUCGGAGGGACGAGCCGAGCUGAGAAAUGCAGGGGGCCUGGUUCCACUGGUAAAGCUGUUGAACUCCAACAACACUGAAGUAAGAUGCAAUGCAUGCUGGGCAGCCCUGGUUUGUGCCAAUGAUGAGCCCACUGCAGUAGAACUGUGCAAGUUAGGGGCCUUGGAAAUCCUACAGGACAUCAAUUUAUCAUCAAAUCGCAGGAAUAAAUUCAGCGAAGCCGCCCUGCUUAAACUACUCGACAGCAACCUUUCCAUUAAAUACAGUCUGACGGGCUACUUGUCACCCACAGAUCUAAUCACUGAUGGGUUUUAUGAUCCUGGACAGGUCAAACCCGGGCACAGAAUUCUUACAUUAGAAGAUCUUUCUAAACAGGAGGUUAACCAGCAUCGUCCAGUAAUAUUAGUUGACGGCAAACCACAUGAACAGGUCUCUACAGAGUCCGCACCCAUCGACGAGAAACAGCAGGACGGCCUGGGAGCAACCCGUUCCCCCUCAGUUUUGAGCAAGAGCAGCACUAAAGAGAAAACUAAAGGAAAAAACAAGGGGAAGAAGGACGACGAAAAGCAGAAAGAUGAGGAUGAAAUUAAAUCCCCACAGGAAACAAUCACAGAAAACAAACCAGGGAUUCCCAGUUCUGACUCCGCAUUUCAUGCACUGGUCUCGGAGGCCGCAAAAGCAGUAUUGCCUCUUCAUGAUACAAGGGAACAAGUUAUUGGACUUGCAAAGCUUGUUGCAGAUGCCAUGGGUGGAGACGUCGAGAGAGACAAACUCCAUGAAUUCAGCUGGGAACUCCACCUCAGUGAACUGAAAUACGAACUGAAGUCCAACAUCGUCCCUAUUGGAAAGAUUAAAAAGGGAAUCUUCUACCACAGAGCUUUACUGUUCAAGGCUUUGGCAGACAGAAUUGGAAUCAACUGCAGCUUGGUUCGUGGAGACUACAACAGGGCGUGGAAUGAGGUGGCGAUAGUGGAAGGAUCCCCUAAAGUUCCUGGACCUCGUCUUCAACCAAAAACCUACAUAGUUGACCUCAUUCACAGGCCCGGACGUCUAAUGAAGAACAGCAGCCCUGAGGCCAUCCAGUAUCAGACCAUUUAAUUCCCCAUCUUCCUUACACCACAACGACAUGGCCACAGCAGACGUUCAUGUGCACAGAAAUGGGAUGUGAAAGAUGUUCGUUUUACAGUUUGAAGAAGUAUUGAAUAUUGUUAAGUCGUGCUUUGAAAAAAUGAAAUGAAUGGAAUGUUAUGAAUGUAUGGUUUCUUAGUGAAUUACAGUAAUCACUAUGCAUUACAGAAGUGGUAUGCUAAUUUUACAGCUCCCUAAUAUGAGUUGCAUGUUUUGGUUCUACAAUUUCGUAUUUGAUGGGCUGCAUGGUACCCUGAGGGUUAGCAUUGCUGCAGCACAGUGCUGAGUCUCUGGGAUCAGUUUCUGGGGUGCUGUCUGUGUGGAGUUUUUAUGUUCUCCCCGUGUUCUCAUGGGUUUCCUCUGGGUGCUACAGU
Molecule: messenger RNA, 3524 nt
Organism: Lepisosteus oculatus (spotted gar)
Lineage: Eukaryota; Metazoa; Chordata; Actinopteri; Semionotiformes; Lepisosteidae
Source: RefSeq, a predicted model, not a curated record